Molecule: messenger RNA, 553 nt
Organism: Paraglomus occultum
Lineage: Eukaryota; Fungi; Glomeromycota; Glomeromycetes; Paraglomerales; Paraglomeraceae
Source: the annotation of a GenBank genome assembly
AUGUAUAUACACGAGUAUUUUAGUCGUAAACAUACUGAGUGGAGUAUUACCGGAUUUCUAAACGAAUGUAAAGAAGAACCGUUUCGAUUCAAAGUGGAUAUAUAUCUUAAAAGUCUCGUGAAUAUUAUCAAUAGUGAUCAAGGGAGGAAGCGUGAAAAGGCACAAGCUCUCUAUGUCAAGUAUAGAAUGGAACCUAAACCCGAUCACGAAUUAGCAAGGAGGUGGGAGAAGGAGCGUUCGCAUAAACAGGUCCACCUCUAUCAACCAACUAUAAACGGGACUGUAAGUGGUCCGAUAAAUGGUGCAUAUGUGUCUGGCGGAACAGUUGGAACUGUAAACGGAACUGGAACUAUCAGCGGAGGGACUUUUGGUGUUAAAUCAUUCGCAUCAAAAAAAAGAGAUCAAGAGAACUAUCACGAGGAGUUGCAGAGAAAACAAGCAAGAAUAGACGGUGAGAAUCUUCAACCUAUCUAUAACGUUGAAAUCCCUCCUCCACGCGUUGUCACUCCUCCCCAUCCACCACGAACACCUGAACAUCAAAUAUUUUCUUCGA